This is a messenger RNA of Trachemys scripta elegans, 7444 nucleotides long. It is a transcript of the gene ZNF395, whose product is annotated as zinc finger protein 395. Lineage: Eukaryota; Metazoa; Chordata; Testudines; Emydidae. Gene Ontology annotation, biological process: regulation of transcription by RNA polymerase II. The coding region runs from base 125 to 1651 and encodes 508 amino acids. The record is from RefSeq and is a predicted model, not a curated record. Gene Ontology annotation, cellular component: nucleus. Gene Ontology annotation, molecular function: DNA-binding transcription factor activity; RNA polymerase II cis-regulatory region sequence-specific DNA binding. The transcript is spliced from 10 exons.
CCCCGGGGGACCCGCUGCAAGCACAAGGCGGCGGGGGAAGGGAUCAAGGCGUAGGGAAGGAGGCGCGGACCCGGCAGCGCGGGCUGCAGGGCACGGACCCGGGCGGCCGGAGGGGAGUGUCAAGAUGGCGAGCGUGCUGUCCAGGCGCCUGGGGAAGCGCUCCCUGCUGGGCACCCGCGUUUCCACGCCCAGCUCCUUGGCAGACAGGAUGCUGGGGACGGCCCAAAUCCCCACAUUGCAGGCGGAGCUCAGCAGAGUGUCUUCCCACCUGGCUUCGUAUGAGGGUGGUCGGUGCAAGGAGCAGGGAGAGGAGAGCAGCACGAUGCCCAGCUUCCCAAACCUGAACCGCUUACAGCUCCACCCAGGACAAAGAGUUUACGUCGCCUAUAACGGGCAGGAGUGCGCUGGCCUGGUAGAGCAGCACAGUCAGCUGAAUGACGAGGUGCAGGUGCUGCUCGAGGUGCAGGGAGUGCACACCUGCUGGAAGACCGAGGACGUGAGACUGGCUGAGAUGCAAAGAUCACCGCCCCCUACCCUUCCGAUGGACCAUAGCCCUGCCACUGUGAUGGAUCAGAGCCCUGCCACUGGAUCAGUUCAGAGAUCGGUUUCUAGGAAUAUUGAUGUACCUAAAAGGAAGUUGGAUGCUGCUGUGGAAAUGGACGAGAUGAUGGCAGCUAUGGUGCUGACUAGCUUGUCCUGCAGCCCUGUGGUGCAGAGCCCGCCCAGCCGCGAAAGCAGCAUGCCGGCGUCCCAGGCAGCCUGCGACUCAUGGAAGGAGAGUGGCGACGUGUCAGACAGCGGCAGCAGCACCACCAGCGGGCACUGGAGUGGCGGCAGUGACAUCUCCACCCCAUCACCCCCGCAUCCUGAAGCCAGCCCCAAGUACUCGAGUGAGGCCUUGAGCUCCCCUCAGGCUGACGACGGCUUUGAGACCGACUCGGAUCCCUUUCUUCUCGAUGAGCCUGCCCCAAGAAAGAGAAAGAACUCGGUGAAGGUGAUGUACAAGUGCCUGUGGCCAAACUGUGGUAAAGUCCUGCGCUCCAUUGUCGGGAUCAAGCGUCACAUCAAGACCCAGCACCUUGGAGAUGGCGCAGACUCUGACCAGCGGAGGAGGGAGGAAGAUUUCUACUACACCGAAGUUCAGGUGAAAGAAGAAGCUGCUCCGGAGUCUGCCACCAGCCCCACCUUUGGGUCCUCGCCCAUUGUCAUCCAGCAGGCCCUAGCCAAGCCAGAAGCCUUGGCUUUGGACCAAGCAACCUUGGAGUCUCACCUCCCAAACAGUGCCCUCAGUCAGUCUGCCCCCAGUUCCUUCUGGCAUAUCCAGGCUGAUCAUGCCUAUCAGGCCUUGCCAUCAAUUCAGAUUCCGGUGUCACCACACAUAUUCACCAGCAUCAGCUGGGCUGCUGCCACCUCCACCAUCCCUUCUCUCUCCCCAGUUCGAAGCAGAUCACUGAGCUUCAGUGAACACCAACAGCCAACACCAAUGCUGAAGUCACACCUGAUCGUCGCGUCUCCUCCCAGGGCUCCCAGUGGCACCAGAAAAGUCCGUGGCGAAGCCAAGAAAUGCCGUAAAGUGUAUGGAAUUGAGCACCGAGAUCAGUGGUGCACGGCCUGCCGGUGGAAAAAGGCCUGCCAGCGGUUCCUGGAUUGAACACAUGAACAUUUCAGGAGUAUUGAAUUUCUUUCUCUCUCUCUCUCAGCCGAGAGCACCCAAAGUUGGUCAUUACUGCAACCAGGGCACAGCAAACUUGGAGGUAUCUAUCUCCUGUGGCUUCAGCAGAGAUCUCAAGAGCUGCAUGUAAAUUCCAAGUUCUGUAUAUUGUAUGUCAGCUGGAUUUAUUAAUUUUUUACACUUUCUGUGGGUUUUUUACAAAUGUUUUUAAAAACAAAACUAAACUCCCAUUUUAUAGUAAAAAUAGGGAAGGAAAGAAAGAGAGCUGGUUGCUUGGUGUUCACAGGAGACUUGUUAUUUGGUGGUCCAGGGACCAAAGAACUUUUUACUGAUCUCCCAGCUCAACAGUCAAGUCUACUGAACUUUCAGGUCAGUAGCUGGGAUAAGGAGGUGAGGAUCAUCUCUCUCUGUUACUUGACUGGCUAGAAAGCUCGAAGUCUGCUGUUGUUUAAAGGGACACGAUCAGAAGAAUAAUCAUAGUUCAAAAAAGGAAAAUUAUGUUCAUGCUUUACUAGUAACACCUUAAAUUAUUGGAAUGGGAGGAAUUUAAAAUUCUUUCCUUUGCUUUUUACCAAUGAUACUGUGUUUGCUUUUUACAGCUCUCAGCUCUGACAGUAAAGCUGGACUUGCUAUGUCUCCGGUCAGUUUCACUUCCUGGUUUUUAUGUGUUCUGAUACAUCUGCAGCAGCAAUGUUGAAAUCUUAAAAUAUACAUCUACAUAUAUUUUUAUAUUUUAAUUGAAAAUUUUUUUUUAAAUGAAACUAAUUUUUUUGUUCAUCUUAGAUUCAUGAAAACAACUUAUUUCUUUGAAAAACAGAAAUUUUGGGUCUAACAGUGUCUCUUUAAACUACAGGGAAUGGGUUUUUAUUUUGAAACCUGAUGUAGCUUUCUGCAAAGUUGGCAGGAUCAAUAUUGUUAACCCAAGAGGACUAAAAAGGAUGGACACACACAAAUUUAGGCCCCCAGUUCAGCAAAAUGCUUACAUACAUUUUUACAUUCUGUUGAAAUCAGUGGGACUAAAGUACAUGCUGAAGGAGUUGGGAUUAUUUGCAUGCUUAAAGAUAAGCACGUGCUUAUGUCAUUAGCUGAAUGAGCAUCAUAGAUAGGUAUGUUACGAAAUUCUGAAGUGUGAAAGAUGUCUGAACCCAGCUUUCUGGCUUUCAUUUUUUAAAAAUUCAUAUUCUCUUUACAUGAUUCAAAUGUUUCUGGUUUGAUGAUCUGUCUUUGUGUACAGUUUACCGUCCUCAUGGGGUAGAAUUUGUCCCUGUUUGCCUGAUUCUCACUUAUAGCAGUGUAACUUCAGGGGAGUUACUCCUGACUUGCACAGUUUAAAUAAGAGAAGAAUCAAGCCCAAGGAGUCUUUCUGGAAUUGCCGGGGGAGGGGUUGGGAGAGCUGGAGGGAAAGAUCAAAGGUUCCAGAGGCCCCUCUGAUUUUGGAGAAGACCACCAUUUAAUUCACCACCAGCAGUCAGGUCCAAUUUUUAUUGUUUUUGGUCUUUGCUCUCAUGACUGAUCAACCACAUGUAGGAAGUGCCCAAUCUACUGUCUGAGCUGUGAAAAGCCACUUGGCAGCAAGUGUAGUCCAGCCACAAUACCAGCACACACAUUGCAGCUGCUGUGAGGAGCAGCAGAGUGCAUCCCAUGGCACAGUGAGCUGUCCUGUGGAAGUUUGGCCCUGCAUGGACAGGACCCUGGCGACCAGGAUGCUAGUGUCAGUGUCUCCGUCCAUCUCACUGUGUGGCCUCGGAGCACAAAGGCAAAGAAUUUUGUUCCAUACGUCCCCAUUUUGUGUCUUGGGGAGUCAGUGGUUGUUUCCAUAAUUGAACCCAGUACGGCAUGCGAUGGUAGCAGUGAGGGUUGACUGGGACACUCCCCCGGAGUGUGCCAUUUUGAUCAUGUUGAACUCAGUGGGUGUCACAAAAGUGCUCUGGCAUAGUCGCUAAGGAGCCGUGGUUUCUCUUAACGGGGCAAGGAAUGCCCCUGUCACUAAAGCCAUUCAAGUGCUACACUCUGUUGUGCAGAGAAUCCUGGCGCUGUGAAGUCUGUUUUGUUUGUAAAUACAAAAUGGCAGCUACACACCAGCCAUGUGGUCCAUGUUGUGCAUAACUCGGCUGCAGUCAGAGUUGAGGGUUUUGUAUUAAUGGGCGUGGGUGGGAAGGGGGUCAUUGGACUUUUUGCUGCGUUUUUGAUAAUCAUAGGCCAUAAACUGCAGACCUCAACCCAUGGGCAAGGCAGAAACAAGCCUGGUGUAUUUUUAAGGACCAUAUGAUUGACUACACUUUCUUUGUAAAAUCAGUUCAUGUGACCAGGAAGGUGUUGUUUCCUCCCGGUUCAACGUGAGCCUGGUUGAUAAAGGGGCAGGUGGUGCAGUCAAAGGGGGUUAUAUAUGGGUGUGCUUGUUGGUAUUUUUUUUUUUUGUAAUUUUGUACAUAUAUACAGUAUAUUGUUUUAGAACCCAGUCUUCUGCAUGCUGUUAAAUUGGUGGAUGCCAAAUUGGCCUAUGGGAAGCAGGAACAAAGUGAGUGUGUCUCCUCCCUAUUUGUUUUUUUUUUUGUUUUUUUUUUUACCUAGUCCACUGGUUCUCCAGUGGGGUCUGAGCCAAUGGAAUCAGCUAGGUCUGAUUCAAUAGGGUCAGGUUCUCUACCUGGGUCCAUGUGGGUCUGAUGCAAAGUCCAUUGAAGACAAUGGGAUUCCUUCAGUAACUGCGGUUCAGACACUUUAUGAAGGAAGGAGUCCUUAAGAGGCCCUCUCUUACACUUCAGUCCCUCCACUGUGACUCUUACUCAGAUGACCACCAUAAAGAGCUAGCAGUUUGAGAUCCACUGGCUUAGUCUAAUGUAAGAAAUAUGGAUUAUGAAAGCAGACAAGUUGCUGAACAGGUGACCUUUAAAGGAAAACUGCAGUGAUUUGUCAUAACCGGUGUUAUUAAGCCCCAGGGAGGUAUUAUAUUUGACUAAAUACUGUAAAGGAAUGACAUUUCAAAAGAGAUUUCAGACACAGUGGUUGCUCUGCCUCAGAAGUACCAUUCAGAGAAAGGGGUUGAUGAUAGUCAGUUGGGGCUGCCAUUUUCAUGGUGAAGAAUUGUGCUUCCCUACUUGAACCCUGACAGGACAUAGUUGAAAAUCGGGCCGUUCUAAAAUAUUUUCUAUUUCUUUUUAAAUGUUUCAGUUGAUUUAAUGGUUGGUUUUAACCAACUUCUUGUAUUAAUCAAAAACAAUGUAAAAACCCCACAAACCUUCAAAACAGUCUAAUUUCCAGGUGUUUUUACUUGACUUGAAUUGGCUGAAUCCUAACCCGCCAAUGCACCUUUCUGUUUAUUAAUCAUCCGUCUUUAUUGUAUUUCAGGCACUAGGGGCCUACUCUUGCAGUGCUUGUAUGAGUACUCCCAGUGACCUCAGCACUGCAGUGGGACUACUCACAUGAGAAAGGGCUGCGGAAUUGGAUAUAUAGCUCUUAAAAGCAGUGGUUAAACUAUCUUUUGGGUUACACUGCAGUUUUCCUUUGAGGCUGACACCUGUGCCCACUGAUAAAAUUAUGAAAGGAAACCUCUUGUCUCCCAGUUUGAACUCUUGAUGUUGGAUGCUGCUUACUUGCAUGCAAGUGCUACUGUGUUUUUUUGCACUCGAGUUAUGGAAGGUUAAAGUAAAACUGACUAGAACCAUCGCCUGCAAUUCAAAUACAAGUCUUUUUUGAGGCCCCAAAAGUUCAGAUUCUGAUUUUUAUUAGUUGUUUUUUUCAUUCCCAGUUCUGGAACCAGAGAAAUGCCUCAUCUCUUAUUCCUGGCUCUGCUGUUUAAGGUUUUCAUCUCUCAUUACUGUAGUAUCUGAGCACCUCAGAAACUUUUAAUGUAUUUUUUUCUCACAACACCUCUGUGAGGUAGGGUAGUGCUAGUGUUCCUAUUUUAUAGGUAAAGAAUUGAGACACAGAGAGCCAGAUUUCUAAAUGUGCUAGAUGCCUGUUAUGGGGCUCCCCAUCCCAGAGCACUGCCUUAUGGCGUUGUCGUCUCUCUGUCCUGGAGAACCCUCUUGUGAUGGAGUCAUCUCUCUCGUGUAGUGGGGUACUUGGCCCUCUGGCUAUCUCCCUCUAGAGUCCCACCCCUUUUGGGCCAUGUGUCCUUAAUGUCCUUCAUCAGUAUUAAAAUACACACAGGGAACCAAAAAGUCUUCUGCCCCACCCGGGGUCUUCAGUUCCAGUCUCUUCACCGAGUGACAGCAAGUGAAACAGUGACAGCAACUCCCUUCCAGCUUUAUGAGUUUGAGAUUUCAGUCUCUCUUCCAGUUCCCUUUAGUCCUCUGACCUAUUGUCAGGACACUGACCUGCAGGGCCUCAAGUCCUGCCCCCCCCCCCCCCCCCAGGGGGCCCGCGCCUGUAGUUAAUCUUGGCACCUGAAGAUUAUUCCGCUUUUCCCCCUGUCACAAAUCUGGUCACCUCACCAGCUGCUAUGAGGAGAAAUCCAACCUUCUUGAUCCCCAGAUGUGUUUUAAGCCUCCAGAGUCUGAACAGAGCCCAGGCACUGUUCCAAUCUUGAGAUUCCCUACACAUACUCUUGGAGCACAGAUCCUCUAACACUCCCUCCAGAGAGCUGUGACCUCGCCAUCCACUACCCAGCGCCUGGAACCAAUGCUGAGACACCACAGACUCCCCUUGUAGCUUAAACACUCCGCUUCCCAAAACCGCACCCAAAGUGUGAGCCUUCUGGGUUACCGUUCAACCCUCUCAGGGGACGCAUAGUAGUUGUGACAUAUAAUAGACACUUUGCGCAGAGUUCUCGAACGCUGCUGCUCUUUACUGAAUCAUACAAGAGAUACACAGAUCCAUACAAAAAUAAAAAAAAGCUAUGCUCAUUUCCCUGCCUCAGUUUCUUCACCAGGGCAUUCUUUGGGCUGGUGUCAGAGCCUCUGGGACCAACCAGGUCCUUCUGCUGUGGACCGUUGGGUUCUGAAACAUGGAGUCUUCUCCCCAGCUCAACUACUAGUACUUUCACCUUGACUGAUCCAUGUCUUUCCUUCCUUCUUCCCAAACUUCCUGUGUGUCUCACUCUUCUCCUGACCUACCCAACCUCUGUGUUCUUUAAAGUCUAGCAUUAACACGUAGGUAUCUUUGUUCUGCUUGGUACCUUUCUGUUCUCCACUUCUGGUUCCUUCCUUCAGAGAGGUAGGGUAAAACUGUUUUCCCCGUAGGCCUAAACUCACCCACUGUUCCAAGGCGUUAUCACUUAUUAAGUUCUAAGGACCUUCUGUUGUAUCUGGUCUACUAAGAGGAUGUGAUCCAGCCCUGCUUAGCCCAUAGUGGAUAGCAUAGCUGGAGGAACAUUUAUGAUACAGCAUUUUUCAUGGUAACCACUUUAUAGUAACUUUGUAGUAUCAACCAGAAGUUAUAAAUUGUACAGAUAUGGGGUGUGACAACUUGGGGGAUCUAUAUCAAGGUCCUUCUUCAGACUCCCCCCCGAAGAGGAGUUCCACCUUGCAUUUCUUCUUAAGUUCCUCUCCUCCCUAACUGGCCACACCCUCUCCAGGUGUAACCAGUAGAGUCACUCAAGCUCUCCAGCUGUUCACUAAAACUUUCUUUGCUGAACUUCUCAGAUCAGCCCCAGCCCAGGGCAGUUACCCCAGGUGCAGACCAGCUCCCCCUUAAAGGGGCCCAGUCACCCCAUGACACCAUCUAAUUCCCAUUGAUUUCAUUGGGAGUUAGGCACUUACAUACAUCUGAUCCAGAGAGACUAAGGACAAGAUUUCUAAAGAUCCAGACAUAGGCAUCUACUGGGAUUUUUCA